Messenger RNA from Myotis myotis, 552 nucleotides. Its product is annotated as eukaryotic translation initiation factor 1-like. The transcript has 4 exons. Gene Ontology annotation, biological process: translational initiation. Gene Ontology annotation, cellular component: eukaryotic 43S preinitiation complex. Gene Ontology annotation, molecular function: RNA binding; translation initiation factor activity; ribosomal small subunit binding. The record is from RefSeq and is a predicted model, not a curated record. NCBI's taxonomy places the organism in Eukaryota, Metazoa, Chordata, Mammalia, Chiroptera, Vespertilionidae. Bases 1 to 552 code for a protein of 183 amino acids.
AUGGCCAAAAUGCAGCUUGUUGAUCCAAUACCAUAUUCGUGUGCCCAAGCAUUGCAAGUAAAGUCAUAUGAUUUUUCUUGGUCCAUAGAAGAGCACAGAGAUGGAGCAUUAACAACUUUUCUAAAUUCCUCAGAGCUCAUAUCUCAAGAUCAGCCCAAUUUUCACAGGGCCUCUAAGGCGAUUUCCACCGAGGAAAAGGAAUCGUAUCAUACGUCCACCAUCCAGAAACUCCACUCCUUCGAUCCCUUAGCUGAUGCAAGUCAGAGUGAUGAUCAGCUUCCUGCUGCCACUGAGGAUUAUAUUCAUAUAAGGAUUCAACAAAGAAAUGGCAGGAAGACCCUUACCACUGUCCAAGGGAUCGCUGAUGUUUAUGAUAAAAAUAAACUAGUGAAGGCCUCUAAGAAGAAAUUUGCCUGCAAUGGUACUGUAAUUGAGCAUCUGGAAUAUGAAGAAGUAAUUAAGCUGCAGGAUGACCAGUGCAAGAACAUAUGCCAGUUCCUCAUAGAGACUGGACUGAAUAAGAAUGACCAGAUGAAGGUUCAUGGGUUUUAA